Molecule: messenger RNA, 717 nt
Organism: Orycteropus afer afer
Lineage: Eukaryota; Metazoa; Chordata; Mammalia; Tubulidentata; Orycteropodidae
Gene: RASSF3
Product: Ras association domain family member 3
Exons: 5
Coding region: 1-717 (238 amino acids)
Biological process (GO): signal transduction
Cellular component (GO): cytoplasm
Source: RefSeq, a predicted model, not a curated record
AUGAGCAGCGGCUACAGCAGCCUGGAGGAGGACUCCGAGGACUUCUUCUUCACCGCCAGGACCUCCUUCUUCAGGAGAGCGCCCCAGGGCAAGCCUCGUGUUGGCCAACAAGAUGUGGAGAAAGAGAAGGAAACCCACAAUUACCUCAGCAAAGAGGAAAUCAAAGAAAAGGUUCAUAAAUAUAAUUUAGCAGUCACAGACAAAUUGAAGAUGACCUUGAAUUCCAAUGGGAUUUACACUGGCUUCAUUAAAGUACAGAUGGAGCUCUGCAGACCUCCACAGACUUCCCAGAAUCCUGGAAAACUCACUCCCAGUAGCAAUGGCUGUAUGAACACACUUCAUAUCAGCAGCACAAACACUGUCGGGGAAGUGAUUGAGGCCCUACUCAAGAAGUUUCUCGUGACUGAUAGCCCUGCCAAGUUUGCACUUUAUAAGCGUUGUCACAGGGAAGAUCAAGUCUAUGCCUGCAAGCUCUCAGACCGGGAACAUCCACUCUAUCUGCGUUUGGUAGCAGGUCCCAGAACAGACACGCUUAGUUUUGUUCUUCGUGAGCAUGAAAUUGGAGAGUGGGAAGCCUUCAGCCUUCCAGAACUGCAGAAUUUCUUGCGCAUCUUAGACAAGGAAGAAGAUGAGCAGCUGCAGAACCUGAAGAAGCGCUACACGGCCUACAGGCACAAGCUUGAAGAAGCCCUCAAUGAAGUGUGGAAACCCGAUUAA